AUGGCUACAGCCUACCUAAAUCUCGGCGCCGUCCAUCGUUUUCGAGAGCAAGUAGAAAAUGGAAAUGUCGAGGAGGUCCGACAAAUUCUCAAUAACACAGAUGGCCACAUCGAUAUUAAUACUCCCUUGGUGAUUGCAGAAGGGAUGCAACAAACAGCGCUUCAAAUCGCCGUCAACAAGAAAUGGGAAGAGCUAGUUCAUCUUCUUGUCGAGAAAGGUGCAGAUGUGAACGCCAAUCCCGGCACUGAAUCAGCGCUGCAAAUUGCAGUUCGAAGAGAAUAUCAUCCGCUGGCCGAGAUGCUUCUCCAACAUGGUGCCAAUCCCAACGCGCCAGCUUGUGGGCCUGACGGACAAACAGCACUUCACACUGCACUUCACAACAACGAUGCGCGCACGGUCGAGUUACUUCUUGAGAAAGGAGCGGACACUAGAGCGGAAGAUAGUGCCGGGGAAUCGGUAGUGUCAAUCGCUCGUGAGCUUGGACAUGACGUCCUAUCGGCUCACAUGGUCAAAGAGCAUGAUGCCCGGUUGGAGGAUCCGAGACCACGACGUCUAAUUGUAUGCUGUGACGGAACAUGGAUGAAGAACGACACGGAUCAGCCUCUGUCAAAUGUUGCUAGGAUAGCACUCUGCUUUGCCGAUUGCGAUCGCCGAGAUGAGAAGCAUUUCACUCAAAUCGUUCAUUAUCAGUCCGGCGUUGGCACUAGCUCCUUUGGCCCCCUCAACUGGUACGAAGGCGCUUUCGCGGCAGGUACUGUAUUCCCACCUUCAGUUUCGACCACCAACAAGUACUUAUCAUUACUUGCAGCUAUUUCCCAGGAUAUACGCGACGCUUACGGCUUCAUUUGCGACAACUUCUCGACUCCUGACGAUGAAAUCAUCCUCAUCGGCUUCUCUCGAGGGGCAUUUACUGUCCGCGCACUUGCGUCUCUGAUUAGUGAUGUUGGCGUGCUUAAAGGUGCUGGAAGGUUCUGCUUGAGCCAAGUCUACGAUCUCUGGGAAAAACAGGUUCAGACAACACCUUCAGGUGAUAAGCACCUGGUACCCCCUGGAUCAUCUACCGAAACCUCUGAGGAGAUCUCGCCAUUGAACUUUUACGUUUUCGGUCUGGAAAAACAUCAUAUCACUCAGCGAAAAGUCAAGAUCAAGGCAUGUGCCGUUUGGGACACCGUCGCUGCCAUUGGGGCGAAGCUCCCUAAAUGGUUUCAGCAGAUGCAGUCCCAGAAACUGAAAUUCGUCGACUCAGCGCUUUCCGUAAACAUUGAGAAUUGCUGGUUUCGAGGUUCUCAUAGCGAUGUAGGCGGUGGAGGCACAAACAGUGGACUCGCAAACCUCACGCUUGCUUGGAUGAUGUCCAAGUUGGAGCCGUUUGUGGUGUUCAAUGAUUACAGGGUCUCUCAACUUGCUGGCCACUGGAGACUGGUGUCACGUCUCCUUCGAGAAUCAAAGGACAAGUUCAAAGAUGAGGCGCCAGCUCAACACUUUCGCGUGCACAAUUCGUACACCAAGCGUUAUUGGCUGGCCGGGUCCAAACUUCGAGAACCAAGAGCCGUAAACGAUCAUCCGAAGUCGAAAGAAUCCGUUCACUUCUCGGUUUUUCUGCUUGACGAUGAUGAUCCGAACAUUAUUCUCCAGAGUGGUCAGCUACCAGCUAUGGACUGCGAGCGGCUGGAUGAAGGCAUUGAGCGCAAGAUUCUGAAUGCAUGGCGGAGAGUAGAGGGCAAUGCCGAUUUAUGCACAGGUCUUGACAAGAUGUUAGGGACUGAUCAGACGCAGACGCAGACGCAGACGCCGGCCGAUGCUGCUGCGGGCUCGGCGGCCGUGGACGAUGGCAGUCCGGCGUCUAGCCUUAAGCUGGCGACAGCUUCCAGAAUGCUGAUCACGAUAUGGGCUAGUAUUGCCGUCCUGAUGGUGUCGUCCGGCCCGUCCGUGCACUAG
Messenger RNA from Ilyonectria robusta, 1938 nucleotides. RefSeq lists its product as uncharacterized. The record is from RefSeq and is a predicted model, not a curated record. Gene Ontology annotation, molecular function: protein binding. The coding region runs from base 1 to 1938 and encodes 645 amino acids. NCBI's taxonomy places the organism in Eukaryota, Fungi, Ascomycota, Sordariomycetes, Hypocreales, Nectriaceae. The transcript is spliced from 3 exons.